CAAAUACCACAAAGUUGUAUAAAUCUGCAAGAAUACUAUUCUGAAUUAAAAAGUAUUUUUAAACAUUUAUCCUUAACCCUUAUAAUUAAUCUAGUAUUUAAAGAAACUUUUUAAUUGAAUACGUACUACUGCAAUUGUUUCGACUGUUUAUCGUUUUGUUUUUUAUUCAUAGUGAUUAGAAACGUCCUUAUCAAUGGGUGUAAUCCAUUUAGUAACGAUGUAAAUGAAUAUAUACUCAUACAGAUGGGUAACUGAAAUAAAACAUUACCAAUAAAAAUGUGAUAAAAAUAAAAACGUAAAAAUAUGGAACCCCAAAAACCGUUUGCGUGCACUAUCCCUGACUGCGGCAUGACAUUCACAAAUGAAGACCAUCUUCAUGUGCACACCAAGAAACACGACAUGGUGCUACAACUCGGUAUGGAGCAGAAGGCUGCUUUCGCUGCGGACCAAACACCAACUCCGACACGGUUCAUAAGAAACUGUGAAGAAGUGGGACUGUUCCAAGAUCUGCAGAAUGUCAAUGUCAACCCCUUUGAUGAGGGCUUCAAGCGAGCCAUGGAGACAAAACAUAACAUGCUAUCGUUGGAGACAUCGUCGGAAGAUGUCUUGCAUACGCCGCAUCUUGUGUUUCCACUGGACGCUGAUUGUACAUUAUAUACGGCGAAUAAUCAACGAAAUAUCACUAUAAGCAGAUCAUCCAGCGACGAAUCGGGCGCAGUGAAGGAAUACGAAACUACAACGAUCUCCAAACUCACGAACGAGGUGACCACAAUCAGCAGAGUUGUCAAACCGGACUCGGACGAGUCCAAACAUGAGAAAAAAGACGUUGAGACCGUCUCGUACACGAAUAACGUUAUAAAAAUACACGAAAUACGCAACAAUGGGAAGGUUAAUAUAGAGAAGAAGGAUCUGGAAGCCCCACCACCGAUCAUGAGUCAGAAGUCAUUAGAUUUUGUUGUUGAUAGCCUGACGAGUGACGUUAGCGAUGAAAGCAGGAAACGGGAUGUGAACGAUAAGAUAAAGAAGGAAAACAACAGUGAUGAUAACAUAGAAGUGUUUAUUAAACUGCCGAGUGGUAAACGAGUGAAGAUGAAGGCAGUGGAUGAUGCUAAAACAGUGGAGAACGGUACGAAAGAGAAAUUGAAGAGUGUUAUAUCGAAUAAGAAGAAUGCAGCACCCAUAAUACCGAUGCCAAUGGGCACAUUGAUACCAGUUAAAGUGGUCAAUACGAUACCGGUUGUGCAUAAGUUACCUAUAGUGCCCUUACAGUCGAAUGUUAGCGUGAAAGUGCGGAAAAAAUGUGAAAGCGUUAUGAGGGAACACGCUAGUGCUGUUGAGGACUUUGAUAAGCGGAGUUACUCCAGCGCUGCUUCCAAACGUUACAGGGAUAGAAAGAGAGAUGUAAAACACCAGCAAGAAAUGGAAGUGCAGAAAUUGAGAGACGCCAACUUGAAAUUGAGCUCUGAGGUCAAGGUGUUAAGGUUUAUAUUGGCGAAGCAUCUAAAAAAAUGCCCCGUGGGGGACGACUUAAGAGAAGUACAAGAAAAACUACGAAUCGCGGAUAAAAUUGUAGUCGAUCCAUUACUCGAUCUGAAUAUGUGAAGAGAUGAAGAACAAAAUAAUUGAAAAUCAAAGAAUUGAGUGUGAUAAAUGCUACCUACACUGUUGUCCCCCUGGGAAUUAGGGGGAUUGUAUAUUAUACGCAGGAUUACAAAGAAACAGGUUGUCUAAAAGGGGAGCUAAUUCGAUACUAUGGUACCAGAAUACAAGGUGGACGAGUCGUUCACCCAGGAUUAGUUAGUGUUUGCUUGACUGUGUGAGCAAGGGAAUUACGUAGUACACUAAAAUAUAAAAGGCUAUGUAAUAUGGGGGUAUAUUCGAAACAAUAUAAACGUACUGCCAAUAUUUAAUAUAAGUGGACUUACAUCACCUAGGUAAGUAUAUCUCGCGGUAGAAUACAAUUUGUUCCCGCAUUCCCGUCUAAAGCGGCUCGACGGAACACAGUGGGGUUUUAGUCGAUAGGAAUCCGACAUAACCCACGGCCUCUUCCCCGGGGGUCGUGGGUAUCUAUGCAAGAUUUCCCCACUUAAAAAAAACGGUAACAAGGAUAUGUAUAGAUUGCAUAUUAGAGCAGAAUUC
Zerene cesonia (dogface butterfly) is the source of this 2139-nucleotide messenger RNA. RefSeq names its product cyclic AMP-dependent transcription factor ATF-7 (gene Atf-2). The record is from RefSeq and is a predicted model, not a curated record. Gene Ontology annotation, molecular function: cAMP response element binding; DNA-binding transcription factor activity, RNA polymerase II-specific. NCBI's taxonomy places the organism in Eukaryota, Metazoa, Arthropoda, Insecta, Lepidoptera, Pieridae. Bases 304 to 1602 code for a protein of 432 amino acids. Gene Ontology annotation, biological process: regulation of transcription by RNA polymerase II. The transcript is spliced from 7 exons.